AGUCCUUGUGCUGGAUCCCAAAGCCAGUAGGGCAUCAGCACUACAAGGUUAAGGUACUUUUUCCACUUUUGCCUUUGCUGAAUUUUUUCGAAGAGAAACCUUUGGGUGGUUUGAAAGUGCAUGGACGUUCCUGUCUUAGCGGUAAGAAAACUGCAGCUCCAGAAUCGCUGACAUUUGUCAGGUUCUUAUCACAGAACUGUAGCUGUAUUGGGUGUUUUGACUGAAAACGUCUGAAGCACUGAAAGGCUCUGAAAUAUGAGCGUGAACAUUUUUGGCUGAGAAGCAGUUUUUCAAACCCGCUAGCGUGAUGGGUCAGCGGCUGAGUGACGAUUCGGACGAUAAAGAGAUAGACGUUGCAGAACUGCAGGAGUGGUACAAGAAGUUUGUGGUGGAAUGCCCCAGUGGAACCCUCUUCAAGCAUGAGUUCAAGAGCUUCUUUGGUGUAACUGACAACCAAGAGGCUGCGGACUACAUAGAGAACAUGUUCCGAGCCUUUGAUAAAAAUGGGGACAACACUAUUGAUUUUCUGGAAUACGUUGCAGCCUUGAAUCUGGUGUUGCGGGGCAAGCUGGAGCACAAACUGAAAUGGACUUUUAAAAUGUACGAUAAGGAUGGGAGUGGCUGCAUCGACAAAACAGAGCUAAAAGAGAUUGUAGAGUCAAUCUACCGAAUGAAGAAGGCAUGUCAUGGGGAGCUGGAUGAAGAGUGUAACCUACUUACCCCAGACCAGGUGGUGGACCGGAUAUUUGAGCUGGUGGAUGAGAACGGAGAUGGGGAGCUGUCUCUGGAUGAGUUCAUUGAUGGUGCACGGCGUGACAAGUGGGUCAUGAAAAUGCUGCAGAUGGAUGUGAACCCAGGAGAGUGGAUCAACGAGCAUCGUCGAAGGAGUGCCAACUUCUGAAGCACGUCCAACAAACUCCCAACAUUUCACUCAGUCUGACCACAUUUUACAAUUGUCUGAAAAACACCAUUAGUUCUUGGGAUGAGGAAGCACAGAGGAAACCUUGGGCCUUUUCCUUGAGCAAAAAUCGACUUGGAGCGAGAUACGCUUGGGAAAUGACAAAGGAAAUGUACUUUCACAUCCCUUAUUCCCUUUUCUCAUCUGUACCACUUGAACUGCAUCAUCCUCCCAACAAUUGAAUGUAUUUCCUGCUUAAUUCCACUUGUUCUGGUGAGACUUGUUCUGGAAACUUGCUACUUAGCUGAGAUCCAUUUGAAUUUUGAAGUCAGUAUUGUUUAGAUUUCAAGUCAAACUAGUAAGCUGAUGAGUUAGACAUUGUUACAUGGAAUCUUUGAAUAUGAAUAUGUAUGUAUAUUGUGGUAAAGUCACCUUUUCUCUGUAUAUAUUUACUACCAGUAAGAUUAUUGAUUGUACUGAUAACAAGAUGUAUAAGAAUGUGUGUCACCUGAUGAGUAACUGAUAAAUAAUAACUGAUAAAUAAACUUUAUAGGUACUUUAA
Pygocentrus nattereri (red-bellied piranha) is the source of this 1460-nucleotide messenger RNA. RefSeq names its product guanylate cyclase activator 1B (gene guca1b). NCBI's taxonomy places the organism in Eukaryota, Metazoa, Chordata, Actinopteri, Characiformes, Serrasalmidae. Gene Ontology annotation, cellular component: photoreceptor inner segment; cone photoreceptor outer segment. The transcript has 4 exons. The record is from RefSeq and is a predicted model, not a curated record. Gene Ontology annotation, molecular function: calcium sensitive guanylate cyclase activator activity; calcium ion binding. The coding region runs from base 308 to 901 and encodes 197 amino acids. Gene Ontology annotation, biological process: visual perception.